CAUCGCGACCAGGUCCGGUGGUUUCCUGGAACAAUCUCUCUGUACAGCUCACCAUGUGGCGAUCGUCACUUCCUCUCACGCCAUUCCUGGACCUCGCGGUGCGACCGCACGGCCGCUGUCUCCGAUGCCGAUUCCUUUGUUCAAUUACCUCCUCCACCACCACGCCUCUCCGCCCGGUGACCGCAUCACGACGCCUGUACAGCACCCCGAGCCCGGAAAAAAAGCUGUCUGAUCGGCCCCUAGGUCGCAAGGCGGUCGAGUUCCAGCAGAAUGCCUCCUCAUCAGCGCAACCGGGUGAUGAUGACUUUGUGCCCCCGACGCUCGACCGUCCCAUCGGCUCAGUGAUUCCCCCCAGCGAAGGGCAGAACACGGGGGUGGACGACCGAUCCCUCCGCAAGCGACGCGAUGAUUUUGUAAACUACGAUCGUCACAUCACCCGACGGCAGGAACUUACAAAACAGGUCGCGAAGCCAUACUUCCGUGAGUGGUCUAACAUGAAACAUCAACAAGGCAAGACAUUUCGAUCAAAUACGCGCCUGUUUAAGCGGGACAAGGCGCUCUACUUCCCCAACCUGCAGGGUAUCACACUGGCCUCGCCCACGGCACCGCAGGACACCACGGCAGUGCUCCGGGGUCGGGUAUCAGUUGUGAGCCUGUUCUCAAGUGUCUGGGCCGAGGCGCAGGUCGCGACGUUCACGGGGCCGGAGCAGAACCCGGGCCUGGCUGAGGCCCUGGCCGGCGGCGGGCCGGCGGCGCAGAUGGUGGCCAUCAACCUGGAGGAGAACAUACUGAAGGCGUGGCUGGUCCGGACAUUCAUGUUCCGGAUGCGGGCCAAGCUGCCGCCGGCGCAGCAUGAGCGGUACUUUCUGGUGCGCAAGGGGCUGACUGAUGGGUUAAAGGAGGCAAUCGGGAUGAUGAACAGCAAGGUGGGCUACGUCUAUCUUCUUGAUGACACCUGUCGCAUCCGCUGGGCGGGCAGCGGGCCGGCGGACGAGACGGAGCGGGAGGCAUUGAACCAGGGGGUGCGCCGCCUAGUGCAGGAGCAACGCGUCCGCGCUGAGUCCGAGGCGCCGGCCGCGGCGUGGACCGAGGGGACUGGGGGACUGGCCAGUCGCCAGCCGCGGGUGGUGAUGCCGUAG
Aspergillus candidus is the source of this 1139-nucleotide messenger RNA. RefSeq names its product mitochondrial ATPase complex subunit ATP10. The coding region runs from base 54 to 1139 and encodes 361 amino acids. Gene Ontology annotation, cellular component: mitochondrial inner membrane. The transcript is spliced from 2 exons. The record is from RefSeq and is a predicted model, not a curated record. Gene Ontology annotation, biological process: mitochondrial proton-transporting ATP synthase complex assembly. Lineage: Eukaryota; Fungi; Ascomycota; Eurotiomycetes; Eurotiales; Aspergillaceae.